Molecule: messenger RNA, 8706 nt
Organism: Puma concolor (puma)
Lineage: Eukaryota; Metazoa; Chordata; Mammalia; Carnivora; Felidae
Gene: CHD9
Product: chromodomain helicase DNA binding protein 9
Molecular function (GO): ATP binding; protein binding
Source: RefSeq, a predicted model, not a curated record
AUGACAGAUCCAAUGAUGGACUUUUUUGAUGAUGCCAAUCUUUUUGGUGAGACCUUAGAAGGUUUGUCAGAUGAUGCAUUUGUACAGCCAGGACCUGUUUCACUAGUCGAUGAAUUGAACCUGGGUGCAGAAUUUGAACCUUUGCACAUAGACUCACUCAACCAUGUUCAAGGUACUCCAACACAUCAGAAGAUAACUGAUUAUGAGCAGUUAAAUCAGUUUGAUUCAAUGAAAUUUCACCAGGUCAGUCAGCCUUUUGGUAGCCCAGCUGAACACGUGUUAUCUCCACACUCUCAGUUUAAUUGUUCUCCAAUCCAUCCCCCAAACCAACCCAAUGGUUUGUUUCCAGAUGUAGCAGAUGGCAGUCCAAUGUGGGGCCAUCAGACAGCUACCAGCAUUUCAAAUCAAAAUGGGUCUCCUUUCCACCAACAAGGACAUUCUCACCCUAUGCAUCCAAAUAAAAGCUUUGUGGUACACCAUGACUUUGCCUUAUUUCAGGCCAGUGAACAACAAACACAGUGCACUUCACUACGCUCACAGCAAAACAGAAACAGUCUUAACCCAGGGCAAAAUUCUCUUAGCCAGUCUAAAAAUUUUAUGGAUGUUAAUGUUUCUGGUCCACACAGAGUCAGUGUUAGCCACCCAUCACAAAUUACGAAUGCAUCUACGUCGCAACAGUCUCUUUCAAUGCAGCAAUUUUCUCAGACAUCAAAUCCUUCAGUACACUUCCUCAAGUGUAGCAAUCACCAAGAAGGGAAUUUUAAUGGACCUUCUCCAAAUAUGACUUCUUGUUCUGUCAGUAAUUCACAGCAGUUUUCUUCACAUUAUUCCUUUUCCAGUAAUCACGUCUCACCCAACAGUCUUCUGCAGUCCUCUGCUGUUCUUGCACCUAAUCAUACAAAUCAGGCUUUAUCAGAUUUUACUGGAAGUAAUUCCUUUUCACCUCAUAGGGGAAUCAAGCAAGACUCCACUCAGCAUAUGCUAAAUCCCAAUACAUCGUUGAAUUCAAGUAAUUUCCAAAUGUUGCAUUCAUCACAUCCUCAGGGUAAUUAUAGCAAUUCAAAAUUAUCUCCUGUGCACAUGAACUUCCCAGAUCCUGUUGACUCAGGAACUCAAAUGGGCCAUUUCAAUGAUCACGUAGAAACUAAUGGCUUUUCAUCUUUAGAAGAGAAUUUACUUCAUCAAGUAGAGUCUCAAACUGAGCCAUUCACGGGACUUGACCCAGAAGACCUCCUGCAGGAGGGUCUCCUUCCCCAGUUUGAUGAGGCAACAUUUGGACAGGAUCAUUCAAGUCAUGUUUUAGAUCAUGACCUUGAACGGCAGUUUACUUCACAUCUGGUAACUCGGCCUUCAGAGAUGGCUCAAACUCAGUUGCACAGUCCAGCUCGCAGUUGGCAUUCAUCACUUUCGAAUCAUCAGCAUUUACAUGACAGAAAUCGCCUAUAUUUACAGCGACAGCCUCCAUCUUCCAAGAAGAGUGACGGUUCUGGGACAUACACUAAGUUGCAGAAUACCCAGGUGAGGAUCAUGUCUGAGAAGAAACAGAGAAAAAAGGUGGAAUCAGAAAGCAAGCAAGAAAAGGCUAAUCGGAUAAUAUCAGAGGCCAUAGCAAAAGCAAAGGAGCGUGGGGAACGCAAUAUUCCACGAGUAAUGAGUCCUGAGAACUUUCCUAGUGCUUCAGUUGAAGGAAAAGAGGAAAAGAAAGGUAGACGGAUGAAAUCCAAGCCAAAGGACAAAGAGAGCAAAAAAACAAAAACUUGUUCAAAGUUGAAAGAGAAGACAAAAAUUGGCAAACUCAUUAUUACGUUGGGUAAGAAACAAAAAAGAAAGAAUGAGUCUUCAGAUGAAAUAUCUGAUACAGAGCAGAUGCCACGGCACACGCUCAAAGAGGAAGACCCUCAAAAAAGAAGAUCAAAUCGUCAAAUUAAAAGAAAAAAAUAUGCGGAAGAUGCAGAAGGGAAACAAUCUGAAGAAGAGCUCAAAGGUUCUAUGAAAAUAAAAAAGAAUUCAGCUCCUUUACCUGGUGAACAGCCUUUACAGUUAUUUGUGGAGAAUCCAAGUGAAGAAGAUGCUGCAAUCGUGGAUAAAAUCCUGUCUUCUAGAAUUACAAAAAAGGAAGUAUCACCUGGAGUGAUGAUUGAUACAGAAGAAUUUUUUGUAAAAUACAAGAAUUACUCCUAUCUUCACUGUGAGUGGGCCACAGAACAGCAGCUUUUGAAAGAUAAAAGGAUCCAGCAGAAAAUCAAACGAUUCAAACUGAGACAAGCACAAAGAGCACAUUUUUUUGCAGACAUGGAAGAGGAACCAUUUAACCCAGACUACGUUGAAGUAGACAGAGUGUUAGAAGUCUCUUUUUGUGAAGAUAAAGACACUGGUGAGCCUGUUAUUUACUACUUAGUAAAGUGGUGCUCAUUACCGUAUGAAGAUAGUACUUGGGAACUAAAAGAAGAUGUAGAUCUUGCAAAAAUAGAAGAGUUUGAACAGUUACAAGCUUCAAGGCCUGACACAAGACAUUUGGAUCGUCCUCCUGCUAAUAUUUGGAAAAAAAUUGAUCAAUCCAGGGACUAUAAAAAUGGCAAUCAACUCAGGGAAUAUCAACUGGAAGGACUCAACUGGCUCUUAUUCAAUUGGUACAAUAGACGGAACUGCAUUUUAGCCGAUGAAAUGGGUCUUGGCAAAACCAUUCAGUCAAUUACAUUCCUCUACGAAAUCCUUCUGACUGGUAUAAGAGGACCUUUCCUGAUUAUCGCUCCACUUUCUACUAUUGCAAACUGGGAGAGAGAAUUCCGUACAUGGACUGAUAUUAAUGUUGUGGUUUACCAUGGGAGCCUGAUUAGCAGACAGAUGAUACAGCAAUAUGAGAUGUACUUCAGGGACUCACAGGGGCGUAUCAUUCGAGGAGCUUACAGAUUCCAAGCCAUCAUCACCACUUUUGAAAUGAUUCUUGGUGGCUGUGGAGAGCUAAAUGCAAUUGAAUGGCGAUGUGUGAUUAUUGAUGAAGCACAUAGGUUAAAGAAUAAAAAUUGUAAACUUCUUGAAGGUCUGAAACUCAUGAAUCUGGAACACAAGGUGCUUUUGACUGGUACACCUCUCCAAAAUACAGUUGAAGAACUAUUCAGUCUUCUUCACUUCCUAGAACCUUUAAGGUUUCCUUCCGAAUCAACAUUUAUGCAAGAAUUUGGGGAUCUGAAAACAGAAGAACAGGUGCAAAAACUUCAGGCUAUCCUGAAACCCAUGAUGUUGAGGCGAUUGAAAGAAGAUGUGGAGAAGAAGCUGGCACCAAAGGAAGAAACCAUCAUUGAAGUGGAACUUACUAACAUUCAAAAGAAAUACUACCGGGCUAUUUUGGAGAAGAACUUCUCCUUUUUAUCCAAAGGGGCAGGGCAGACCAAUGUACCUAACUUGGUCAAUACCAUGAUGGAGCUCAGGAAGUGCUGCAAUCAUCCGUAUCUUAUCAAAGGUGCUGAAGAGAAAAUACUUGGAGAAUUUAGGGAUACGUAUAAUCCAGCUGCUUCUGAUUUUCAUCUUCAAGCAAUGAUCCAGUCUGCUGGUAAACUGGUCCUUAUUGAUAAAUUGCUUCCCAAAAUGAAAGCUGGAGGUCAUAAAGUGCUCAUCUUCUCUCAGAUGGUACGCUGCCUUGACAUCCUAGAGGACUAUCUCAUUCAUAAAAGAUAUUUAUAUGAGCGAAUUGAUGGAAGAGUCAGAGGGAACCUGCGACAAGCUGCUAUAGAUCGAUUUAGUAAACCUGAUUCAGAUCGAUUUGUUUUCCUUCUGUGCACCCGAGCUGGUGGGUUAGGCAUCAACUUAACUGCUGCUGAUACAUGUAUAAUUUUUGAUUCUGAUUGGAACCCUCAGAAUGACCUGCAGGCCCAAGCUCGUUGCCACAGAAUCGGUCAGAAUAAAGCAGUUAAAGUCUACCGACUAGUAACUCGUAACUCCUAUGAGAGAGAGAUGUUUGACCGAGCCAGUCUGAAACUGGGUCUAGAUAAGGCUGUGUUACAGAGCAUGAGUGGAAGAGAAAGUAAUGUUGGUGGUAUUCAACAGCUUUCCAAAAAGGAAAUAGAAGAUCUGCUUCGAAGAGGUGCAUAUGGUGCUAUUAUGGAGGAAGAAGAUGAAGGCUCUAAAUUCUGUGAGGAGGAUAUCGAUCAGAUUUUACUACGUCGUACAAAAACUAUCACAAUUGAGUCAGAAGGACGUGGGUCAACAUUUGCCAAGGCAAGUUUUGUGGCAUCUGGAAAUCGGACAGAUAUUUCCUUAGAUGAUCCUAAUUUCUGGCAGAAAUGGGCUAAAAAGGCAGAAAUAGAUAUAGAUGCCAUCAGUGGCAGAAACAGCUUGGUUAUUGACACUCCAAGAAUUAGGAAGCAAACAAGACCCUUUAGUGCCACAAAAGAUGAGUUGGCGGAAUUAUCUGAAGCCGAAAGUGAAGGGGAUGAAAAGCCCAAACUCCGGAGACCCUGUGAUCGUUCCAAUGGCUAUGGAAGAACUGAAUGCUUUAGAGUAGAGAAAAAUCUUCUAGUUUAUGGAUGGGGCCGAUGGAGAGAGAUUCUGUCUCAUGGUCGUUUUAAAAGGCAGCUGAAUGAGCAUGAUGUAGAAAUAAUUUGCCGAGCCCUCUUAGCUUAUUGCCUUGUUCACUACCGAGGAGAUGAGAAAAUUAAAGGCUUCAUAUGGGAUCUCAUUACUCCAACUGAAGAUGGGCAGACACGAGAGCUACAAAAUCAUCUGGGCCUGUCAGCCCCAGUACCCAGGGGUCGAAAAGGGAAGAAAGUAAAGACUCAAACAAGCUCAUUUGAUAUACAGAAAGCAGAAUGGCUUCGAAAAUAUAAUCCUGAGCAGCUACUUCAAGAUGAAGGAUACAAAAAACAUAUAAAACACCACUGUAAUAAGGUUUUGCUUCGUGUAAGAAUGCUGUAUUAUCUAAAGCAAGAAGUCAUUGGAAAUGAGUGUCAGAAAGUAUUUGAUGGAGUUGAUGCAAGUGACAUUGAUGUUUGGGUCCCAGAACCAGACCACUCAGAAGUUCCUGCUGAAUGGUGGGAUUUUGACGCUGAUAAGUCCCUUCUUAUCGGAGUUUUUAAACAUGGUUAUGAAAAAUAUAACACUAUCCGAGCAGACCCAGCAUUAUGCUUCUUGGAAAGAGUGGGAAAACCUGAUGAGAAAGCAGUUGCUGCAGAACAGAGAGCAAAUGAUUAUAUGGAUGGGGAUGUGGAAGAUCCAGAAUACAAACCUGCCCCAGCUAUCUUUAAAGAUGAUAUGGAGGAUGAUGUUUCUUCACCAGGAGAUCUUGUUAUAGCAGAUGGAGAUGGUCAGCUGAUGGAGGGUGAUAAAAUUUAUUGGCCAACUCAAUCAGCUUUAACCACACGUUUGAGGCGUCUCAUCACUGCAUAUCAGCGUACUAAUAAAAACAGACAAAUCCAACAGAUACAGCCCACGUUCUCAGUGCCUGCCAGUGUCAUGCAGCCUCUUUAUGAAGAAGCCACUCUUAAUCCUAAAAUGGCAGCCAAGAUAGAAAGACAGCAGAGAUGGACAAGAAGAGAAGAAGCUGACUUUUAUAGAGUUGUGUCCACAUUUGGAGUGGUAUUUGAUCCUGACAGAGGCCAAUUUGACUGGACAAAAUUUAGAGCUAUGGCUAGGCUGCAUAAGAAAACUGAUGAUAGUUUGGAGAAGUAUUUGUAUGCAUUCAUGUCUAUGUGUCGGAGGGUUUGUCGUCUUCCUUCCAAAGAAGAAUUGGUGGAUCCAAAUAUUUUUAUCCAGCCAAUCACAGAAGAACGUGCUUCAAGGACUUUGUAUCGCAUUGAACUUCUAAGGAAAGUACGGGAACAGGCCCUCCGACAUCCACAAUUGUUUGAACGCUUGAAGCUUUGCCAUCCAAAUCCAGACCUACCAGUCUGGUGGGAAUGUGGCCCUCAUGAUAGGGACUUGCUCAUUGGAGCUGCGAAACAUGGGGUGAGCCGAACAGACUAUCACAUUCUUCGUGAUCCUGAACUCUCCUUUAUGGCAGCUCAGAGGAACUACAGUCAAAGUAAGAUGGCUCCUUCAAGGACUUCUACCCCACUUUUACAGCAAUAUCAAGUAGCACUUUCUGCUUCUCCUCUUACCUCUCUACCUAGGCUCCUAGAUGCUAAAGGUAUUAUUCUAGAGGAUAUGAAAGUUAAAAGUGAAAAUCUUAAAGAGGAGCCUCAGUCUUCUGAAGAAGAAUCUAUGUCUUCUGAGGAAACCAGGACACUAAUAAAGUCUGAGCCUGUAAGUCCAAAGAAUGGUGUUUUACCGCAGGCCACUGGAGACCAGAAAUCUGGUGGAAAAGGUGAAACAGACAGACGCAUGGUUGCAGCCAGAACAGAACCCCUAACUCCAAACCCAGCUUCUAAGAAACAGCGAGUCCACAAAAGAGGAUCCGAAUCUAGUUCUGAGUCUGACUCUGAUUCUGAGAGAUCAUCCUGUUCUUCCAGAUCAUCUUCUUCCUCGUCUUCCUCCUCCUCUUGUUCCGACUCUCGAUCAGGCUCUAGUUCCUCUUCAUCCUCCUCCUGUUCUUCAGCAUCGUCUUCAUCCUCAUCCUCAUCCUCUUCCUCAUCAUCCUCCUCCUCAUCUUCAUCAGAAGAAAGUGACAGUGAAGAAGAAGAAGUCCCAAAGCGAGAAGGUACCCCUCACGUGAAAGCCUACGAUGAAGAAAGUGUUGCAUCACUGAGCACUACCCAGGAUGAGACCCAAGAUAGCUUCCAGAUGAACAAUGGGACACCAGAGUCUGCUUAUAUCUUACAAGGAGGAUACAUGCUAGCAGCCUCAUAUUGGCCAAAGGAUCGUGUGAUGAUCAACCGGCUGGACAGUAUUUGUCAAACAGUUCUGAAAGGGAAGUGGCCUUCAGCUAGAAGAAGUUAUGAUGCCAACACAGUGGCCUCUUUCUAUACCACAAAACUGCUGGACAGCCCUGGCGCGGCUACAGAAUAUAGCGAACCCAGUGUACCCACACCCCCAGGCGCCGGUGUUAAAGAAGAACACGAUCAGUCAACACAGAUGUCAAAGGUGAAGAAGCAUGUACGAGAAAAGGAGUUUACAGUGAAAAUCAAAGACGAAGGUGGUUUGAAGUUGACAUUUCAGAAGCAAGGGCUUGCUCAGAAAAGACCAUUCGACAGCGAAGACAGUGCCCUGGGGCAGCAACAGUACCUUGCUCGGCUUCGGGAACUGCAGAGUGCAUCGGAGACCAGCCUCGCCACCUUUCCCAAAUCCGUGCCAGUAUCAGGUACUUCCAUUCAGUCAACCCUUGGUGCCAAUGGAGUUAGAUUAGACAACCAGCCUAUAGUCAAAAAAAGGCGGGGAAGGAGGAAGAAUGUAGAAGGUGUUGACAUCCUCUUUUUUAACAGAAAUAAACCACCUAAUCAUGUAACUGUAGGCCUAACCAGCUCCCAGAUUUCUACAGGGAUAAAUCCAGCACUGUCCUACACUCAGCCUCAAGGAAUUCCGGAUACAGAAAGUCCGGUUCCGGUUAUUAACCUGAAAGAUGGGACAAGACUUGCAGGCGAUGAUGCGCCAAAGAGAAAGGAUUUGGAAAAAUGGCUUAAGGAGCACCCAGGUUAUGUGGAAGAUUUAGGAGCUUUUAUUCCUAGAAUGCAGCUCCAUGAGGGGAGGCCCAAACAAAAGAGGCAUCGGUGCAGAAACCCUAAUAAACUCGAUGUUAAUAGUCUUACUGGAGAAGAACGUGUUCAGCUGAUUAACAGAAGAAAUGCCAGAAAGGUUGGAGGUGCAUUUGCUCCCCCUUUAAAAGAUUUAUGUCGAUUCCUGAAAGAAAAUUCAGAAUAUGGAGUGGCUCCUGAAUGGGGAGAUGUUGUUAAGCAGUCUGGGUUUCUUCCAGAAAGUAUGUAUGAGCGUAUUCUCACUGGUCCUGUUGUGAGAGAGGAGGUCAGCAGGCGGGGGCGGCGGCCCAAAAGUGGAAUUGCGAAGGCCACGGCAGCGGCCACAGCUACAACUGCCAGCGGUGUUUCAGGCAAUCCUUUGUCGGCCAAUGGAUUACUUCCAGGUGUGGAUCUCACAACUCUUCAGGCCUUACAGCAAAACCUACAAAACUUGCAGUCACUGCAAGUGACUGCAGGGCUGAUGGGAAUGCCUGCUGGCCUUUCUUCUGGAGGAGAAGCUAAAAACGUGGCUGCCAUGUUCCCCAUGCUGCUGUCAGGAAUGACUGGAUUACCAAAUCUGUUGGGCAUGGGAGGGCUCCUGACAAAGCCUACCGAAUCUGGAACAGAGGAAAAAAAGGGAAAUGACCCUAAGGAGCUAGAAGGAAAAAAAGAAAGGACAGAGAGUCAAAAUUCAGAGAAUGGGGGAGAAAACUCUGUGUCAAGUUCUCCUUCGACAUCAUCUACUGCUGCAUUAAAUACAGCUGCAGCUGCCAACCCGUUAGCUCUUAACCCACUCCUACUCUCCAAUAUACUUUAUCCAGGGAUGCUUCUCACUCCAGGCCUUAAUCUUCAUAUUCCAACUUUGUCCCAGUCCAAUACUUUUGAUGUACAGAAAAACAAAAACAGUGACUUAGGCUCAUCUAAGUCCAUAGAAGUCAAGGAGGAGGAUUCCAGAGUUAGAGAUCAGGAAGACAAAGGAGGAACUGAACCCAGUCCUCUCAACGAAAACAGCACAGAUGAGGGUUCAGAGAAAGCCGAUGCUUCAUCUGGAUCUGAUAGUACAUCGUCAUCAUCCGAGGAUUCAGAUUCUAGUAAUGAAGACUGA